Salvelinus fontinalis (brook trout) is the source of this 8184-nucleotide messenger RNA. RefSeq lists its product as uncharacterized. The transcript is spliced from 6 exons. Lineage: Eukaryota; Metazoa; Chordata; Actinopteri; Salmoniformes; Salmonidae. The record is from RefSeq and is a predicted model, not a curated record. The coding region runs from base 5157 to 6857 and encodes 566 amino acids. Gene Ontology annotation, cellular component: nucleus.
GAAGCCAGCCGCACCAAUGUGUCGGAGGAAACACUGUGCACCUGGCUACCUUGGUAAGCGCGCACUGCGCCCGGCCCGCCACAGGAGUCGCUGGUGAACGAUGAGACAAGGAUAUCCCUACCUGCCAAACCCUAACCCGGACGACGCUAGUGCAGUGCCCUAGACCACUGUGCCACCCGGGAGGCCCCCAAACCGCGCUUCUUAACACCUGCUUGCUUUACCAGGAAGCCAGCCGCACCAAUGUGUCGAAAGAAACACUGUUCACCUGACAACUGAGGUCAGCCUGCAGGCGCCCGGCCCGCCACAAGGAGUAGCUAGAGCACAAUGAGCAAAGUAGGGUCUCAUCUAAUGCCUCAUGACUGGGUUCAUAGAAGGGCCUGGACUUAGAUCUAGCCUUCCUCAAUUACAGUAGCUCAUGGUUACCCCGCCAAUAAAGACAGUGCCAGAAUGGGCUUUCACCACAAGAGGUACAGUGCAUUCAUAAAGUAUUCAGAUCCCUUCCCAUUUUCCAGAUUUUAUGUUGCAUCCUUAUUCUAAAAUGUAUACAAUUUAAAAUUGUACUUAUCAAUCUACACACAAUACCCCAUAAUGUUAAAGUGAAAACAGGGUUUUACACAUUUUUACACAUUUAUUAAAAAUAAAAACGUUUUUACAUAGGUUUGUAUCCAUUUUCGAAUAAGGCUAUAGUAACAAAAUGUGGAAAAAGUUAAGGGGUCUGAAUACUUUCCGAAUGCAGUGUACCUAGCCUAGAACACAGCUCACAAUCCCAACAACACCCAAACAAGAGGCCUAGAGGUCAAGGAGGGAGCUCAAAGACUAAUGCUGCGUUCGAAACCAAUUUUGAGGUGGUGUUUUGUCACGCACCGCAUAGGUGCAGUGAAAUAUUUUUGUUUUAUAGGGUCAGCCAUAGUAGUAUGGCGCCCCCUGGAUCAAAUUAGGGUUAAGUGCUCAAGGGCACAUCGACAGAUUUUUCACCUUGUCGUCUCUGGUAUUCGAGCCGACCUUUCGGUUACUGCCCAACGCUCUAAUCGCUAGGCUACCUGCCGCUCUUACCAGUUGUGAAGUCGUUAAUACCAGUUAGAUACAUUCACGUGCUUUGAACUCAUUGAUAAACACUCAUUGGCUAAUGGACAACAAUCUGCAUCAACCAUAAACAAAAGGUGCAGCUAUGAUUCUUGGACACAAAUUAUAGAAGCAAGCUUUUGUGAACACCUGUUUUUAGAGAUAGACCUUAAACCUAGCCUAGAACAAAGACAGUUGAAUAUUUACCUUAUUGAGGUGAUGUAGAUGGAAUAAAGUCGUUCUAUUCUUUUCUACUCUAUUCUUGCUAACGCACUGUUCUUUCUAAAGUAGUCUGCAUGUUAGAAAGAAUAGAGUAUAAAAUAAUAGAAUUACUUUAUUCCAUCUACAUCAGUUAAGGUAAAUAUUUCAAAAGAUACUGAUCAUAGGAGAUUGGAAGUGUAUUGUAAUAAGCAGUACCGUAUUUCAAAGAACAGCAUUUUUCAUUUAACCACACUGUUUGAGUUUCAACCAAUAAGAUAUGUUCUCUACAGUGUAAUUGGAAGUAGAGGAGGUGCAACCAUGAACAGUAAUAAUAUGGAGUGGCUUGUAUUCAUGGAUGCCAAGGGAAGCUAGGCUUCCUCCAAAAAAUUACCAAGAAAUAAAGAAAAAUACAUACAAAACAAUUUAUUUUGUCUCUCUGUGUUCCAUACAUUUCCUUCAAUUCACAAGAGGCUGGAUGUAUCUCACCAGGAUAAAGCAUCCAAGUGAAUGAAACAGCGCCCCUCUGUCUCUGUAUGUGUAGCCCAUCUAUGCUGUCUAGUCAAAAAGCGAAUGACAUUGUUGCCACCAUAGCAUUGAAAGCAAGGGAAGGGCAACAACAACAAAAAGUCUCAAGGGAAGUCAGUGUCGAUUUGGCUUCAGACCAAUCACAUUACAAGCCAAACAUCAUUGACAGAACUUGAAUUGUUGCCUCCUGUUGUCGUUGUCCUCCAAUGGCUAGCUAGCUAAGUAAAGUCUUUCCUUUCCCUCAUUAGCCAUGGAUGGAGAUAGGGAUUUCGACUUGUGGUUUUACUUAAUUCUCCACACUGGCCAUUGAUUAUAACGGCAAGUCUGAUCUUACCAUAAAUUCGUACAUUGUGCCCCUGGCCUGAGAGGAUGGAAGUUCAACGUGUAUCUAGAUGUAGUACCUUAGGCUAAUGUUAACUAACUGGCCUGGUGCAUCGUUGCCCAUGAAAGGAAGUUAGGCUAGCGAGCAAGCAUUUUAGCCUGGUAGCCUAGGACAACAAAAACUAAAAGCGUGUAUGAGAGAGUCAUAGAACGUUUAUGCAACAUGAAAGAGGAGGAUGCAUUGGCGUUUCUCUACAAAUAGGUUGAGUCAAUAUGUUUUUUUUUCUACUUACACAAGUCCUUACCAUGAACAGUCACAUCAUAUGGACUAAAUAAUUGUUGGUAUCUUUAAGUUGUCACUGUUAGACCGUCACUAUAUUAGACUAAGCACUGGUGAUUAGACAAUGUUGAAAUGGUGCUGGAAUAGUGGAAUCAUCUGUUUUCUUUGCGACUUGCAAUAACUCUACGUGGUUCUAAAUCCAUAGUUGUUUAGUAGUCCAAAAAUUGGCGAAGUAGUGAGUAGAGAUGAGGAAGCUAUGGCAGCGGAUGAUGCCCAACAGUCUGUGGAUGUCAGUCAGUUGAGAGAUCCUGAAAUACUAAUCGUGAAGAAGGUUGAUUUUGUUAAGUUUAUUGAGCAGGUGAUUAAUUAUACAGGACAAAAUAACAAUAAAUCUAAGAAACUGAAAAUCAUUUUUAAAGUGGCUAAAAGGUUCUUGGAUUGCCAGGAUUUCACAGCUGACACAUUGCAGUAAAUAAUGUCUGAAGAUGCUUCCCCCUCUCAGGCCCCAGAGUCAGUGUAGGGAUCUGAGUACAUUGGAGUAAGUGAAGGAGUAUAUUAACUUUUAUUUAGUUUUUUGAGGAUAUGUGGAUAAAAUAAAAAUUAAAAUCUUGUUAAAGUAUCUUUGUUUUUACUCCACCCAGUAGGUGGCGGAAAUACACCUUUUUUGGAUGUAGUCUGCCAAUAAAGCCUUGAAAAAGAAGGCAAUGGUUGUGACAUAAGCAGCACCAGUCUUACUUGCCCAACUUCAGGCAUUCAACUUCAGGCAAUUGGGUUAGGGGAAAAGGAAGAAUUAUUAUAUUAUGAAUAAUUAUGGAGUGGGGUUUGUACAAACCUUCUGGAAGAUUUGGUGGAUGAGAAUAUGGUGGACAAGGGAAACAGAAGAAAAGUGAAUUAUGUUCUGAGUGAAUAUGGAAUGGAGAAUUGCACAGAACUUCUGGAAGAGCUAGAGAACAUAUUGAACAUGACAAGUGAAGGUGAAUCAAUUGCGAUGACAGCCAAGAAUGAGUUGAGUGUAAAGGGAAGCGGGGUGGUAAGGGAGGUUGGUGUCAUGUGUAAAAAGAGGGAUACUGCUCUAAUAGCUGGGAAAUGGAAUCUGACGGGAGCGUGGAUGAGGAACCUGCGGUGAGGACUGCCGGGUUCGGGCCUCAUUCCAAUGAUUUAAAGGAUGUGUAUGGCCCAGUGGGAGUGAGAUUUGUGGAGAGAGUGGAUCCUUAUAGUUUGGUUGAAGAGUGGAAGAUAGUGAUAAAGGAAAAUGGAACAAAAAGGGCUAAUGUUGUUAAUGAGUAUAGGUUUUUGGUUGGAGUUAGGUUCACUGACAAUGAUGCUUUUUUGGGAUAUCCGUUUGAAGUAUCAAGGAUGGUAAGGGAUGCAUUGGGAAAGGUGGAGUUGGUCAGAGUGACCAGAAGUGGUUUUGUUUUGAUUUCUUGUGUGUUGAAAGAGCAGAAGGAAAAGGUAUUAUCGACAAACUAUCGCUUUAUGAAGUGGAGAGUUUUGAUUUUUGUAGCAGAGCACUGUUAAAAGGUGUCAUCUCUGGCAUGUGUUGGAUUUAAACAUUUUUUAUUUAACUAUGCAAUUCAGUUAAGAACAAAUUAUUAUUUACAAUGACUGCCUACCACGGAACAGUGGGUUAUCUGCCUUGUUCCGGGGCAGAACGACAGAUUUGUACCUUGUCAGCUAGCUCAGGGAUUCAAUCCAGCAACCGUUCGGUAACUGGCCCAACACUCUAACCACUAGGCUACCUGCCGCCCCGAAAUGUGGAGGCAUCGUGGUUUACGAGGAGUAGUUGGAGCACGCUGUGUACUGGAUGGGAGAAAGAAGAAAGCCUGUCGGUAUUAUUGAUGUUUGACGAAGAGUAUCUCCCUUCACAUGUGAAGAUGGGAUAUGUUAUAUCUGCGGUGAGAGCUUCUGUAUCCAAGACGCUGUUUUGCCGGAAUUGCAAAAGGUAUGGACAUGUAUCAAUUGUGUGCCGAAGGAAUGUUGUUGAAGAAUCUGAGGGUGGACGAUGUUGAAAUUGUGAUGGCAACCACGUUCCCAAUUCCCCGGAGUGCCCGGUUAGGGUAAAGGAGUAUGAAGUGGCAAGGGUUAGGGCUAUACAGCAGGUAAUCUACACAAUGGCACGUGAGGUAGUUGAAUGAGAGUGGAGCUGAAGGCAUGGCGGUGGAUGCUCCGGAGACUGUGGAGACUGAGUGUUGUUCAACAGUUGAGGGAAACUGAUAUGCUGAUUGUGAAGGUGGAUUUUAGGGUGUUUAUCGCAUAUAUGAUUAAUUCUACUGCAUAAACAAACAGUCAAAGAAACUGGAGCUGAAAUGUUUUGGGGUUUCCAGGACUUCACUGCUGAAACAUUGCAAAAAAUACUGUCCGAAGAUGCUCUUCCUUCUCAGGCCCCAGAUCCCGAAUAAAGGAGUAAAUUGAGUUUUCUUCUUGUUUACUUUGUUCAUUACUUGGGCUGAUAUACAUCCAAAACAGUAGGUGGCGGCAUGGACCUAUAGCAUUUGUUUUCGGACCACCAUAAUAUCAAAGAAGACAGUAGGUGGCUGCUAUACACCAAUAGGUGUAGUCGGCCAUAAAACUUUAAAGAAGAACGGAAGUAAACAUUGACCAGAAACAAGCGUUUUUAUUGAUGUUAUUUAGGCGUUUAUUAACACCCUGGAACUAAAACGGUGACGAUUUUAACUGCACAGCUUCGCAUAAUUACCCCAGGCAGCUUUUAAUUCGCGUUGAUCACCGGGCUUUGUAUAGAUGCUAGCUGGCUGCUGGUUAGCUAAAAAUGGCUAACGUUAACUGUAUGGUUUUUCACACUCAAAUAGCCUCCAUCAUGGAGGUGCUAGCGAAUGCAGCCGUGGCAGAGAUCUGUAAAGUCGUAGACGACGACUAUGCAGUGUUUCGUUUGGAAAUAACUCAAAGCCAGAAAGAAAACAGGGGAUUGCGGAGGAAGCUACAGCUAUUGGAACUAAAGGUGGCACGGGAGCGCGCAGAGAGAAUAAUGCGAGAGCGCGCCCUCGCCAGUCGCCCAAGUAGUGUCAAGAUCCUCGACCGAUACAAAGGAAUGACAAGAGGUGAAGGACAUCUACCUGGAGGCCACAAGCCAGCGGGACACAAUACAUGGAGAGAUGACCAACCAAUCACUGUUGAUGAGGGGAGUGGAACCUCAACCCAGCAUGUUAUCAUCAUAGAGUCUGCAGAUACAGAGGCUGCAGCUCCUGGGGUCAAACUGGAGAGGGCUAAAGAAGAGGAGGACCCACGGCACAGUGAUGACAUUGAGACUGGACUGGCUGGAGUGCCCCCUGUAGCCACGAAGGACCCCACAACCACCUCAGCGCAGCCCAGAAUCCGACACAGCAUCACGGAGGAUGAGGGUCCAGAGGUGCUGCUGGUGAAGGAGGAGGGUCUGGGGAACCCUGAGGGGACCAUGGUCAUGGAGGACAACCAGACUACACCUCCUCCUGAACCCACAGAGGAACCAGCUGCGCAACACAGGACCACACACAGUCUCACUGAGUCAGUAGACAUGGAGGAUGGGAAUCUUAAUCUGCUGCUGGUCAAAGAGGAGACAAUUGAGGACGAACCAGAGAGCAUUAACUUGCUGAGUGGACUAAAGACGGGGGAGCAAGGUGGUUGGUUGGAGGCUAACAGAGGAGACUGGGCAGCCAGCUUGGAUUCCCAGACCCCAACAGGUGCAACCAAGGGCCCAAGGGACAUCACCACUGAGCAGGUCAGGACCAGAGGCAACAUAGUGGAAGUCAGUGGAUGGGACAGCGUCCUCAACUCUGGGCUGGGGAACAACACUAUUAACCACAACCAGAAACAGACAACAGAACACAAAACAACAACCGAACUUAGUCUCCAUGACAACAGACUAGCUGAGACCAGGGCAAGGUGUAGAUUUGGUCUGCGGGGACGAGGAGGUGUCUGUCUGAGAACAGACUCGGCUAGCGAUGCUCCGUCCUGCUCCUAUAGUUGUGAUUCAGAGAGACUGAUGGCACCUCAGGUUAACCCCCUAAGAGGUGCUGCCUUCAGCCUGCCUUCUAUAGGAUCUAUCCACUGGAACAUUGACCCUGCGACAACACAGACACUCCCUGGCCUUAAUCCUCCUCACACUCUCCUAAUGUUAAACCAGACCUCAGACAAUGCCAGUGCCUCAACACUAAAUAGCUACACAAGCCCAUUGACAAAUGACAGUAGUAGUAACGCUACAAUCAGAUCCGGUGGCAAAGAGAAGCGCUUCCAGUGUUCGUUCUGUGGGAAAGCCUUCAGUUUCCCCAAACAAGUAGAGAUCCACCAGAGGAUGCACACGGGGGAGAAGCCAUUCGGCUGCCACCUGUGCCAAGCCAGUUUCUCAGAUUCGUCCAACCUGAAGAGGCACCAGAGGGUCCACACAGGGGAGAAACCAUUCGGCUGCCACCUGUGCCGGGCUAGUUUCUCCCACUCCUCCAGCCUGAAGAGGCACCAGAGAGUCCACACAGGGUAGGAAUCCUACAGCUUCCCCAGUGUGAGAAGAGGUUCUCCCACCAGCUGAACAUGCACCUGGAGGUCCACAAGGGGAAGAGGUUCUCAGAGAGGAGGUACCUCAGAAUACGCAUAGUGAUAUGUAGUACAUUUAUAUUUACAUUUUAGUAAUUUAGCACACUAGUUAGUUUGAAGGUAAAGUGUUACCAUAGUUAGCAAAGUUAUUCUACAGUCGUGGCCAAAAGUUUUGAGAAUGACACAGAUAUUAAUUUUCACUAAGUCUGCUGCCUCAUUUUGUAUGAUGGCAAUUUGCAUAUGCUCCAGAAUGUUAUGAAGAGUGAUCAGAUUAAUUGCAAAGAUUAAUCCCUCCAUGCAAAGGAACUGAAUCCUAAAAAAAACCAUUUCCACUGCAUUUCAGCCCUGCCACAAAAGGACCAGCUGACAUGUCAGUGAUUCUCUCGUUAACACAGGUGUGAGUGUUGACGAGGACAAGGUUGGAAAUCACUCUGUCAUGCUGAUUGAGUUCAAAUAACAGACUGGAAGGUUCAAAAGGAGGGUGGUGCUUGGAAUCAUUGUUCUUCCUCUGUCAACCAUGGUUACCUGGAAGGAAACACGUGCCAUCAUCAUUGCUUUGCACAAAAAGGGCUUCAUGGGAAAGGAUAUUGCUGCCAGUAAGAUUUCACCUAAAUCAACCAUUUAUCACAUCAUCAAGAACUUCAAGGAGAGCAGUUCGAUUGUUGUCCAGGAACAGUUGUGACGAAAAAGGCCUUUUCCAGCAUGAUGGAGCACCUUGCCAUAAGGCAAAAGUGAUAAUUAAGUGGCUCGGGGAACAAAACAUCAAUAUUUUGGGUCCAUGGCCAGGAAACUCCCCAGAACUUAAUCCCAUUGAGAACGUGUGAUCAAUCCUCAAGAGGCGGGUGGACAAACAAAAAUCCACAAAUUCUGACAAACUCCAAGCAUUGAUUAUGCAAGAAUGGGCUUCCAUCAGUCAGGAUGUGGCCCAGAAGUUAAUUGACAGCAUGCCAGGGCGGAUUGCAGAGGUCUUGAAAAAGAAGGGUCAACACUGCAAAUAUUGACUCUUUGCAUCAAUUUCAUGUAAUUGUCAAUAAAUGCCUUUGACACUUAUGAAAUGCUUGUAAUUAUACUUCAGUAUUCCAUAGUAACAUCUGACAAAAAUAUCUAAAGAUACUGAAGCAGCAAACUUUGUGAAAAUUAAUAAUUGUUUCAUUCUCAAAACUUUUGGCCACGACUGUACUUAUCAAAUGUAUCGUUUUCUGCAAUAAAAGUACUAAACUUCAAGUUGUGAGUGUAUGACGAUAUUGUUGAAAUUAAAUACAAAAUUAACUCUG